CUCCAAAACGCAAAACCAGUUGCCAGCGCGUCCUCUUGCAGCCAAAAGCAGCAAGACCUGCAUAAUUACACCCCUCGUCGUGACCCCUCGUCGUACCCCACGCAAUCCUGGCUUUGAUCGAGCGAUAACAAGCUCAUCCCAUAUUGCUCUCGCUAGCGCAGAGCUGCUGCAUAAACGCACCAAAUUGGCAUUAACAGGGACGCUGCCGCAGCGCACCCUUUGACAAAAUGGACACCCAGGCCUCCAGCUCCAGCGGAUCGUCAGAUGUUUCUGGAGGCUGGUCGACGGCGACCGCGAUCGGCUGUUUGGCCGGCGUGCCCACGGCUGCGUUUCUCCAGAUCGGCUUCAUCAAGACCUUGCGGCAACGUAAUGUGGCGGUCGCGAAGUCGCGGUUCGGCGUACCUGGUUUAGGGUAUGCAGUCGUCCGCGACUGCGCGUACUGGUCGGCGACGCAAAAACAAGUGCAAACGCCAAAGCCGAGCUGGUGGGAGGAGCUCACGAUGCAGUUCGGGGUUGUCGCUGUGCCGUUGGUUUGUGAUACACUCUCGGUACGCGUAGCAGAAAAGGGUUUCAAGCUCCCUUCGGAACCGGCCAAGGUCUUCGCGGUCGCCUGCCCGCCCGUAGCUUUAUUGGGCAGGAUGACCUGGAUCCCCGUCUACAACUACGCGUAUGUCCUGGCGCAGCAGCGGUUUGGCGACGCCUCUCCCAUCCACGAGGGCCUGGGCUUGCUAGUAGGUUCGUUGGCGGCGUCGUACGUCGCUUAUCCCUUAUUCGUCUUCAAGACGAAUCUGCUGCUGUGCCACGAUGGUGGUGGGGCAUUAGAUGUGAGGAGGACCCUCAAUCUAUGUAGGGAGGCCGCCCUUAAAAGUUGCAACGCGUCGUCUUUUUCAGGCUUGAGAAGUGCCGGCGUCAUAACCGCGGCAGCAGCAGUGAUGAAGGGCGCGAAUCCGCAUGCCAUCGCGAACAUCGGUCCUGAUGUUUUGUGCAUGGGCGCGGCGCGCGCGGCGUACAAGCUGCUCUUUGGGGCGUCGGUGAAGGAGUAG
This is a messenger RNA of Pelagomonas calceolata, 1043 nucleotides long. The record is from the annotation of a GenBank genome assembly. Lineage: Eukaryota; Pelagophyceae; Pelagomonadales; Pelagomonadaceae.